This is a messenger RNA of Drosophila guanche, 723 nucleotides long. Its product is annotated as gametocyte-specific factor 1. The record is from RefSeq and is a predicted model, not a curated record. Lineage: Eukaryota; Metazoa; Arthropoda; Insecta; Diptera; Drosophilidae. The transcript has 2 exons. The coding region runs from base 110 to 379 and encodes 89 amino acids.
UGUUUCAGCAAGUAACGGCAAAAGCAUCGAGUACUGUCGAUAACAAUGCUCAUUCCGUACUGUCAUCUCUAUCUCAAUUAUAGCGGCACUUUCAAUUUUAGUGUUUAAAAUGUCUAACUAUUCAUUUGGCACUUGCCCAUAUAAUAAAGAACAUCGCAUCAUGCUAUUCCGCAUGCCGGGCCAUAUUGUCAAAUGUAUGAAAAACUACCGUGGGCCGCCCCUGCAAACUUGCAAAUAUAAUGCCAUACACCGCGUGCUCGACAUGGAAGAGCACCUGAAAGAAUGUGAGGACUACCACAAGUUUACUGAGAAUAAUUCGUUUCAAAUGGCGCUUUCGGUGCGCGCACAACCCAUUAUUUACGACGAAGAUGCUGUAUAAGGCACUAUGUUUGAAUCAACAUUGACUUUACUUACGACCAUGUACAUACAUCUUCAUACGUAGUGGAUGUACGCCCUGCAGAGCAAUACAUCAUUAUUGUUAUACCUUUAAUCUUGCUAUAAUUUUCCGUACUAUGUGUACGGAUAUUGUUAUUAAUUCAUCAUUAAUCCGUUGAAACUAUCGAAGAACAGCUAAUGUGUACCCAUACUUUUUCACCCAAAGAAAAAAAUAACAUACUGUGUAUGUUUGCUUCGCCAUAUUCGAAAAUAAAAUUACGAUUUAAAAUUAUUUGUUUAUUAUGAAACUUACUCAAUAAAGCAAAUGUUUUGGUAUUUACAAGCACA